Lactuca virosa is the source of this 2258-nucleotide messenger RNA. NCBI's taxonomy places the organism in Eukaryota, Viridiplantae, Streptophyta, Magnoliopsida, Asterales, Asteraceae. The record is from the annotation of a GenBank genome assembly.
AGAUGUGCAACAGAGUUGAGGAUGCCCAUUAAAAAUUAAAGUAUGUAUAUUGUUCGAAUUUCUUGAAUCCUUUGAUGGAGCCUUUCAAGUCGUCUCCAUCUUCGUCAUCUUCUGUACCAACUGGAAGAUGGACACAUGAAGUGUUCCUAAGCUUUAGAGGCGAAGACACGCGCAAUAAUUUUGUAGAUCAUCUUUAUACGGCUCUAAGUCAAAGAGGAAUAUCUGUGUUUAAAGAUGAUAAGGCGCUCGAUAAAGGGAAACCGAUCUCCCGGGAGCUGCUGAAAGCCAUUGAAGAAUCAAAAUUUGCAGUGGUUGUUUUCUCUAAAAAUUAUGCGGACUCCUCAUGGUGUUUGGAUGAGCUUGUCAAAAUCAUGGAAUGCCAAGAUCAGAUGGGACAGAUGGUUUUACCGGUGUUCUAUCACACAGAUCCAUCCGAUGUGCGUGGACAGAAAAAUGACUUCGAUACCGCCUUUCAGGAGCACGAGGACAAGUUUAAGGGAGAGAUAGAGAAAGUGAAAAACUGGAGGAAAGCUUUAGCUGCAGCUGCAGGUUUGUCUGGGUGGCAUAUCAAGGAAACAGGGAAUGGGGGCGAAUCUGCCAUUCUCAAGGACAUUGUUGCAAAGAUAUCAGACAGCAUACAACCUCGUGAUUUGGAGAAACAUCUAUUUGGUAUCGAGUCUCGGAUAGAUGAAUUAUAUCCAUUAUUGGAUAUGGAUGCGACAGAAAAGGUCCACAUGGUAGGGAUAUUGGGAAUGGGAGGAAUUGGUAAGACAACUGUUGCUCAAGCUUUAUUCCGAAGAAUUAAGCAUAAUUUUGAGGGUUAUAGCUUUGUUAACGAUGUUAGAGAAAAUAGUUAUAGUAAAAAAGAUGUAUGUGCCUUACAACAAAAGAUUUUAAGAGAAAUUUUAAAGCAAAUGGCUCCUUUUGGUAAAGUGAGUGUUGGUUAUCCGACUGUGGAUCCUGAGUAUGGAGCCAACAUGAUACGUGAACGAUUUUGCCAUAAAAAGACGCCUAGAGGUGAAUGGGUGCUCCCGACUUCAAAGACUGUGAGGGCUUCCAUCAAGCAUACACUGGAAAAGAUUGGAGAUCUAUCAAAAGAGGGUGACUGGUUGUAUAAGAUAUGGCUGAGUCAUAACCAGAACCUCUUAGAAGAUGAAGAGAAUCAAAGAUACCUUGAUAAGAUGCUGCAACUAUCUUUCAUUAAGAAAUGUGCUGCUGUAAAUCAUCGAUUAAGUAUUACUAUCCCUGGAAGUAUGAUUCCAAGCUGGUUCGAAAAACAAAUGGAUGGGUGCAGAAUAGGACUGAGGUUACCUCAGAAAUGGCAUACUGAGAUCCUGGGUUUCGUGGUAUGUGGCGUGUUUACUUACCAGUGGUCGAGAUAUAAUCUUCAUCCUCGCAUCAUCUUCAGAAUUACAAAGGAUGGAGCGGCCACUCCUAAGCCGGAGGUUAAUGCAACUGAAACAGCCGAGAAUACAAAUCUGUGGAUUAGCUAUAUCCCGUUGGAUUUCUUUCAGCAGAUGUACCAUGAUAUUCAACCUGAAGACUGGUCUCAUAUUCAAGGUAAUCUUGACAUGACUGUAACAUCAGUAGAUGGCACAGAAUCAGUGAGAUGUGGGGCACAUGUUAUCUACAAAAAAGACGUUCAACAGAUUACAACUUUUAUCUCUGAUUACGUGGACGUAGUGCAUGUUGAUGAUAUGUAUCUUCGAUAUGAUGAAAUUAUUUCUGGCAACACUCGCGUUUAUGAAGAAAAGUUUGAUAUGAAAAGCUUGAUGCCUUUAAGAAGUAGAACCUCAGCAAGGCGCAACACGGAGCACAUAUUUUGUUUCAAACCGUCUUACUUUGAUGUUGGUAUCUUGUCCUUUUAUUCCAAGGCCAAGGAUUUUUUGCUGUCCACUAUUAGAAGAAAAUGAUACAAUUAACAAUUACGGUCGACAAAAGUCACAAUUGUGAUUCCUUGAGGCUGAAAGCAAACUUGAAGAUAACUAUCCGUAUAUUUAAGUUGUUCAGUCCAAAAUCCAGCGAGUACACUGCACCACUGUCUUACAUAGGUCGAGGUGGCUGUAGGAGAGCCCCAAAAGUAUACUCUACAAUUUAUACUAUAUAUGUUUCAAAGUAAAUCUAUAUUCUUGGAAUUUUCAGUUGCUUUUCUAUAUAUAAAAGUAGAUAUGCUAGUUCUGGGAUCCCAAUUAGUUUAUUUAUUAUGUUCAAGAGAAUCUAUGUAAUGAAGAUGAUGUGUGCUUUGUUUGAAAGAAGCU